AUGUCUUUUUACUACUCUCUUUUGGGUGCGGCGGGCCUGCUCGCCCAGCACGUCAGCGCCUACACCCAAGUCAACGUGCCGUCGCCAUUUAUGCAGAAAAACAUCGAUCCGAUCGUGUUCCCUGGCUCCUUCACCAAGUCGCAUCUGCACUCGUUCUACGGCUCCGACGCCGUCACUGCCAGCACAAAGACGAGCGCCGAGCUGCAGAAAGGCUGCACCAACGCUGAGCUCCCAGACGACAUGAGCGUCUACUGGACACCCACCGUGCUGUACACAACGGACGGCGGCAAGAGCUACAAGCCCGUGCCCGUGAUGCGUUUCAGCGCAUACUACAACCUGGGCGAGACGCCCGCCGAAGUCGCCAUCCCGCAGAACGUGCGCAUGGUGGCAGGCAAAGCCGAAGCCCAAACCCAAGCAGCCAUGGACCCCAACGCAAAAGCCACCUGGUUCUGCGAGGGCGACGAAGCCAGCGCGCUCGACGCCAACGGGUUCCCCAGCAAAACCUGCUCGACCCAUCUGCAGCAACUCCUCUACUUCCCCUCGUGCGUCAACACAGAAACCCUGGAAACAGGGUACAAAGACCGUGCCCACGGCACCUCCAACUGGUGUCCCGCAGGCAUGAAAUCCAUGCCGCAGCUCCGCUUCUCCAUCCGCUACGACCUGCGCUCCGUGCUGCCCAACGGCUGGUCCGGCACCGCGCCCGUCAAACUGGCUUCUGGAAACGCCUUCUCGUCCCACGGCGACUUCAUCAACGGGUGGACCCCCGAGGCCGCCGAGAGCAUGGUCCAGACUACAAAGGACAAAUACCAUUUCCUGCCUAUCACGGGCGUGACCAAGUCGGGCUCCCCCGCGUGCAAGCCCAAAGACGCGGAUCCCUCGCACGGCACAAGCGACUAUGCGCAGAGUGUCGCGGCCAUGUCGGGCAAGCGCAGUGUCAAGGCGUGGGGCUGGGAGUCGAGAUCGAGGUUUGCUCGCUCGCCUUCAGCGGGGUUUCUACCUUUUUUCUAA
This is a messenger RNA of Exserohilum turcica Et28A, 1008 nucleotides long. RefSeq lists its product as uncharacterized. The coding region runs from base 1 to 1008 and encodes 335 amino acids. The transcript has a single exon. NCBI's taxonomy places the organism in Eukaryota, Fungi, Ascomycota, Dothideomycetes, Pleosporales, Pleosporaceae. The record is from RefSeq and is a predicted model, not a curated record.